AUGCGGUCGGAUUUCACCGGUUAUAAACAGUGUAAACAAAAUGCAUUUGUCGGCCUUGGUCUGCCAUCGAUAGUCGUGGACUCGAAGUUGUUGUUGACUGCUGAGAGAAAUCUUAAACAGGACUCGGAUAUCACGAUGGAUCAUUCUACAAAGUUUGCUUGCAAGAAUUGCGGCGAUACAUUUCGUUGGGAAAAGGAGCUGUCGAAACAUCGACGAUUGGAUUGCAAGAAAAAGCCGUACGGUUGCCCUGAGUGUGGUCAGCUCUUGUCCCGACGCGAUUCGUUGAGACAGCAUUUACAACGACAUGGAGGUGGCAGGAAAUAUCCUUGUAAGUUCUGCGAUAAGACGUUCGAUCAGCAACAGAAUUUGAAGGUCCAUCUACGAAUUCAUUCGGGGGAACGUCCGUAUAAAUGCCCGGAAUGUGGACGGCAGUUUAACCAAUCUCAAAACCUAACCACGCAUCUUCGUGUACAUAGUGGCGUCAAGCCUUACGUUUGUAAUAUUUGCGGGGCAACUUUCAGAUUCUGCAGUGGGUACAGGAGUCAUAUGUCCAGAUCACACGAUCCUUCAAAACCUGCCAGGAAACGGGGAAGGAGUAAAGCGAUUGCUUCUCAGAAACAGGAGCUUCCUGAAGCAAAGGUAAAUCAAGUUCAUCGCGUCAGCGUCAUUGCAAGAGUUUCCACGUCGUCAAGCAUGGACGGUUUCAGCUCAAUCCAGAGUGUUCCAUCAAAAGAUACUUGCACUGAGGCCGAGCCUUUAGAAGACAAUAUCGAAAUUCCUUCCCCAUUCAAUGCUGGGCUUCUGGUUCAUUCGGCAAAACCUGUAGUUUCUCCUCCGGUUCCAACUGUACCCGACCUACAAUUCACGUGUCAAUUAUGUAAUCUUGUGACUUUCAAUGAGGCUGACAUUAUACAACAUAUGAUUGUUGUUCAUGGCCUGCCCCUAAAUGAUAUUGCUACAUGA
Paramuricea clavata is the source of this 963-nucleotide messenger RNA. The record is from the annotation of a GenBank genome assembly. Lineage: Eukaryota; Metazoa; Cnidaria; Anthozoa; Malacalcyonacea; Plexauridae.